AUGUCGGACGAUGAGAUGCCCGAAUUGUCGUCGACGGCGUUGGCAGCGUUGGCGGAAUUUCGCGAAGAAGAGCGCCGAAAAAAUGAGGAGUUGUUGCGCGGCGACACGAAAUCGGCAAAGAUUGAUGAGGACUGGCAGUUGAGCCAAUUUUGGUACGACGAGGCGACGUCGAGACGCCUCGUCGACGAGGCUCUCGCAACGAAAUGCUCAAACAUCGCUUGCGUCUCAUCGCCGACACUCAUGCAAUUCUUUCACGAGACCCAGGAAUACAAAAACGGCGAGAUUUCGUUGAAGGUGUUCGAGUUUGACACGCGAUUCGGACUCAAAUUUCCCGACGAAUUUGUGUUCUACGACUACAAGAAGCCGACGGAGAUACCGAAACAGCUUCUCGGCGCAUUCGAUUUGGUGAUUGCCGAUCCGCCGUUUUUGGCCGCCGAAUGCCUUAUAAAGACGUCGCACACGGUUCGACUCAUCGGCAAACCCGAUGUGAAGGUGAUAUUGUGCACGGGAGCAAUAAUGGACGAUUAUAUUUUCCGAAAUUUUCAGGCGUCUCGACUAUUGGGAAUGCAUCGAACGUCGUUCGAACCGCAUCACGCCAACAAUCUCGCCAACGAUUUUGCGUGUUUCGCGAAUUACCCGACGAAAACCUUAUAA
This is a messenger RNA of Caenorhabditis bovis, 654 nucleotides long. NCBI's taxonomy places the organism in Eukaryota, Metazoa, Nematoda, Chromadorea, Rhabditida, Rhabditidae. The record is from the annotation of a GenBank genome assembly.